UAUCAUAUUUCUUCAGAUGAUUUUCUUGAUAAAAUAUAUCCUUUUAAAAAAUUAUUACCAAAAGAUUUAGCUAAAGACCUGGUGAAAUUUUAUAUUGCACCGAAUAGGAAACCAAAUAUUGUCGAAAUUCAGCCUCCUAGAAUAUCAAAGCAUAUUUGUGAUUAUGAUUCAAUUUUAAUUAAGAAUCAUCAUUUUGCUGUUUUUGCUAGUUGGAUUGAUAAGAAAAAUAAUUUACUACAUUAUAACAUGAAGAAUAUUCCUUAUAAUUUUGAUUUACUUUAUCGUGUUAGUAGAGAUAGUAAUACACCAGCAACAUAUCAUGCUAAAUGCGAUAACAAGGGGCCCACCAUAGUCGUAGUAAAAAUCUCAAAUUCAGAAAAAAUAGUUGGGGGGUAUAAUCCACUCAUUUGGAUUUCAACAAAUCAAGUUAAAUCUACAAACGAUAGUUUUAUAUACUUAUUUACUGAUGGGAUAGAUACAAAAAGUGCAAAAGUAAGUUACAGUAACGGUGAUAAUUAUUCCAUAAGAAAUUUAGCUCCAUAUGGUCCAGGAUUUGGUCAAGGUUCAGACUUAAUAUGUCGCAAUGAUGGUCAGUGCUACAGCUUUCCAUCAAAUUCUUAUCCUAAAAUUGAUGGUAUUCCGGGAGGAAUAUUCCCUAUAGAUGAUUAUGAAGUUUUUGAAGUCAUUAAAAAAUAAA
This is a messenger RNA of Rhizophagus irregularis DAOM 181602=DAOM 197198, 697 nucleotides long. The record is from RefSeq and is a predicted model, not a curated record. NCBI's taxonomy places the organism in Eukaryota, Fungi, Glomeromycota, Glomeromycetes, Glomerales, Glomeraceae.